Erinaceus europaeus (western European hedgehog) is the source of this 4014-nucleotide messenger RNA. It is a transcript of the gene SYNPO2L, whose product is annotated as synaptopodin 2 like. The coding region runs from base 113 to 3049 and encodes 978 amino acids. Gene Ontology annotation, cellular component: Z disc; nucleus; actin cytoskeleton. Lineage: Eukaryota; Metazoa; Chordata; Mammalia; Eulipotyphla; Erinaceidae. The record is from RefSeq and is a predicted model, not a curated record. Gene Ontology annotation, molecular function: actin binding. The transcript is spliced from 4 exons. Gene Ontology annotation, biological process: positive regulation of actin filament bundle assembly.
GCCUGGGGCAGCAGAGGCAGGACAGCCAGACAGGCCGGACGGGGUACCAGCACUUCAACUUCUCCCCCUGGGACACUGUCCAAACUCUAAGGGAUUUAGGCCAAGCUGAGAAAUGGGUGCUGAGGAGAAGGUGCUGGUCACACUGUCGGGGGGAGCUCCCUGGGGCUUCCGACUUCAGGGGGGGGCCGAACAGAGGAAACCCUUACAGGUGUCCAAGAUCCGAAGACGGAGCCAGGCUGGCAGAGCUGGACUCCGAGAAAGGGACCAGCUUUUGGCCAUCAAUGGAGUCUCCUGUACUAGCCUCUCUCAUGCCAGUGCCAUGAGUCUCAUCGAUGCCUCAGGGAAUCAGCUUGUCCUCACUGUGCAGAGGCUAGAGGAUGAGGGGCCUGUGCGAUCUCCAUCCCCCAGUGAGCUUCAGGUGCUAUCACCCUUGUCCCCUAUGAGUCCUGAGCCCCCUGGAGCUCCAGUUUCUCAGCCUCUUCAGCCUGGGAGCCUUCUCUCACCUCCUGACAGUGAAGCAUACUACGGAGAGACAGACAGUGAUGCUGAUGGCCCUGCCACCCAGGAGAAGCCCCGCCGCCCCCGCCGCCGAGGCCCUACAAGGCCUGCUCUUCCAGGAGCCCCACCUGAUGAGGUCUACCUGUCUGAUAGCCCUGCAGAGCCAGCAGCUGCUAUCCUUGGCCCUGCUAGCCAGGGUGACAGCCGUGUGAGCUCCCCAUCAUGGGAGGAUGGGGAAAGUCUUCAGCCACCCUCAGCUGAGGCUCUGCUGUUGCCCCAUGGCCCGCUUCGUCCUGGCCCUCAUCUCAUCCCUAUGGUGGGACCUGUUCCCAAUCCAGUGGCCGAAGAUCUUACUACCACUUACACCCAGAAGGCCAAACAAGCCAAACUGCAACGGGCAGAGAGCCUCCAAGAGAAGAGUGUGAAAGAGGCCAAGACCAAGUGCCGAACAAUUGCAUCCCUGCUAACUGCAGCUCCCAACCCCCACUCAAAGGGGGUGCUUAUGUUUAAGAAACGGAGGCAGAGAGCCAAGAAGUACACCCUAGUGAGUUUUGGGGCUGCCACUGGAACAGGUACUGAAGAGGAGGAAGCCGGCGUCCCUCCAACCAGUGAGUCUGAGCUGGAGGAGGAGGCCUUCUCUGAUGCUCGCAGCCUUACCAACCAGUCUGACUGGGACAGCCCGUAUCUGGACAUGGAGCUGGCCAGGCCGGGCUCAAGGGCAACCGAGGGCCAAGGCCUGGGGCAGGGAGGGCAAUUGAGGGAAGCCUCUGGACGAGGAGUCCAGCUCUUUGAACAGCAGCGCCAGAGAGCGGCCUCUUGUACCCAGGAGCCCACCAGGGGUGGCACAGCAGCCAUGCUUAACGGACAGGGCCUCCAGUCACCACCCCGGGCGCAGAGCGCGCCUCCUGAGGCGGCCGUGCAACCACCCAGUCCUUUGCUGGCCCCGGUUGCCAGCCCCAGCCCCUUCCUCCUCCCAAGCGGUGGAGUGUCCACCACGACCCCAAACAUCUUUAACCGGUCAGCCAGGCCCUUUAUCCCAGGCUUCCAAGGGCAGCGGCCAGGUACCACCUCGGUCAUUUUCAGACCCCAAGGUCCCAAGAGGGUGAAUCAAAGCCUGGGAGGAUUCAACCCCGCCCCACCGCCCUUCCUGCCCUCUCCACAGGGCCCCAACCCUCUGCCCAGCUACAUUUCAGGGGUUCCCAGCCACGUGCCGACCCCCGCAUCCCCUAACAUCCCACGGUCCUCGGGGCCCGUUACGGCCACCAGCUCUCUGUACAUCCCAGCCCCUAAUCGUCCAGUAACACCCGGCGGAGCCCCCGAGCCCUGCUCCACGCCCCCCAGCGCAGCGGCCAUGACCUCCACUGCGUCUAUCUUCCUCUCGGCGCCUCUGAGACAGGCCGCGCACCCAGAGGCUCUCUCCCCAGGCUCCGCAGUGCCCGAGACCCCCAGCACCCGCGAGCAGCGCAUUUCGGUGCCAGCUGCCCGCACCGGCAUCCUCCAGGAGGCCCGGCGCCGCGGGACCCGGAGGCAGAUGUUCCGGCCGGGAAACGAGGAGACUAAGAACUCGCCCAACCCCGAGCUUCUAUCGCUGGUGCAGAACCUGGAUGAAAGACCCCGGGCUGGGGGUGCCGAGUCUGGACCCGAAGAGGAUGCUCUGAGCCUGGGCGCGGAAGCCUGCAACUUCAUGCAGCCCCUAAGGGUCAGGAGUUACAAGGCCCAACCUCACGUGACACCUAAAACCCCGCCUCCGCCUCCCAUGACCCCGCCCCCUGCAACACCUAAGACUCCACCCCCUGUGGCACCUAAGCCUUCGCGUGGGUUCACUGAUGGGUUAGUGAAUGGGGCAGAAGCCCCUUCUGGAGUUCUACAGACACCCAAGCUUCAGGGCAGGGGUGGGGAGCUGUUCGCUAAGCGGCAGAGCCGAGCUGACAGGUUUGUGGUGGAAGCUACCCCUAGUUCUGGUCCUCGACCCAGAAGCCCUUCUCCUACUCCUUCACUGCCCCCUUCCUGGAAAUAUUCACCCAACAUCCGUGCUCCACCUCCGAUUGCUUACAAUCCUCUGCUGUCUCCCUUUUUCCCUCAGGCUGCCCGAACUCUCCCUAGUAAGGUCCAAUCUCAGGGUCCCCAGGCAACCCCCAAGCAGGGUAUCAAGGCUCUUGAUUUCAUGCGCCACCAGCCAUACCAACUUAAAACUGCCAUGUUCUGUUUUGAUGAGGCUCCCCUGACUCCUGGUUCCACCUCCUUGGCCACCCCCCAAACUACUCGAGUUCAGGAGAUCCGUCGAUUUUCCACUCCAGCCCCUCAGCCCACAGCAGAGCCGUUGGCCCCCACUGUGCUUGCCCCUCGAGCAUCCACUACACUGGAUGAGCCCAUCUGGAGGGCAGAGUUGGCCUCGGCGCCCGUUCUUAGCCCGACCCCUCUUCCGGAGUCUCCUAGGGGUCUUGGAACCUCCCCCAGCUCUUGUGGUUUCCAGGUAGCCAGGCCCCGGUUUUCAGCCAACAGAACCGGGUUGCAGGCUCAUGUGUGGAGGCCUGGAGCAGGCCACCACUGAGCAAGGUACAACUCCCAGGACCAAGGAGAGGUGGAACAUCCAAUUGGUAAAGUUGCUUUUCCUACCCCAUCUUCCCACCUCUCUCAGGCAUCUAUCUAGAGGCCUUCCUGCCAGAGAUAGUUCUGGAGUUGGUGUCCCAUUCCCUCCCCUCCCCCACACCCUACUCCCAACACCCUGCUGCUUUCCAACCUGCUGCCUCAGCUUUGGAGUCUGUGCUUGUCUUUGUCACUGUAAUUGCUUGCUUAGAUCUCUGUCUUUAUCUCUAGGUCUAUGCACUCACACUCUUCCACUGGUCUUUACUUCUCUACACUGGUGCUUUUUCUCUCUGUGGGCUACAUUUUAACAUUCAAUAAGAAGCACACAGAGAAGAUACUACUGAGAUCUCAGGCAAGAAACUCAUCUCCAGGCAGGUAGCAAAAGAACUGAACAGACCCUACUAAGUCACUAUAUCUGCCUAGUUGUAUAUGUGUGUUUACACAUGCAAGUGUAUGUGCAUGCGCACUGGUGUGCUCUUCCAUCUGAGGCAAGACUUGCUUCUCCUUUGAAAGAGUGUUCUAAGUGAAAACCCAGUCUGGGUGUUACCAUUGCACUGAUGAAAGGAGGGCUGGGUAACCUCAUGUGAAUAGUCUAUUGGAGAGGAAGAUUCACUUGAAUUAAAGGCCAGCAGUAGUAGCAGGUGUAUAGCCUUCCCAAAAUAGGGAAGUUUGAGGAGACUUGAAGGACCAGGGAAGUUUCUAUAGGAUGAGUUAUACCAGCUGGGCCAGGAAUAGAACUAAGAAACUAUACCUCAGGAACUCCAGAAAGUUAGCAACUUGAGAGACCUAUGAGCAAGAAGUUAAAAAAAAAGAGAAAGUGGUCCGGGAGGUGGUGCAGUGGAUAAAGCAUUGGACUCUCAAGCAUGAGGUCCUGAGUUUGAGCCACAGCAGCACAUGUACCAGAGUGAUGUCUGGUUCUCUCUCUCUCUC